Stereum hirsutum FP-91666 SS1 is the source of this 909-nucleotide messenger RNA. RefSeq lists its product as uncharacterized. NCBI's taxonomy places the organism in Eukaryota, Fungi, Basidiomycota, Agaricomycetes, Russulales, Stereaceae. The transcript has 7 exons. Gene Ontology annotation, cellular component: eukaryotic translation initiation factor 2B complex; eukaryotic 48S preinitiation complex; multi-eIF complex. The coding region runs from base 1 to 909 and encodes 302 amino acids. Gene Ontology annotation, molecular function: ribosome binding; RNA binding; translation initiation factor activity. The record is from RefSeq and is a predicted model, not a curated record.
AUGCGGUAUUACGAACAGCGUUACCCGGAGGUGGACGAGCUCGUCAUGGUCCAAGUACGACAGAUAGCGGAGAUGGGGGCCUAUGUCAAGCUUUUGGAGUACGACAAUAUCGAGGGAAUGAUCCUCCUGUCUGAGCUCUCCCGUCGUCGUAUACGCUCUAUACAAAAACUCAUCCGUGUCGGACGUAACGAAGUUGUCGUCGUCCUCCGUGUGGACAAGGAAAAAGGCUAUAUCGAUCUCUCAAAACGUCGCGUCUCCCCGGAAGACAUCACCAAAUGCGAAGAACGCUACAUGAAAUCUAAAACGGUAGCAUCCAUCCUCCGCCAUGUCGCCACCAAACUCCCCGAGGAGGAGAGGUUGGAGAAGUUGUACGAGCAGAUUGCGUGGCCUUUGAACAAGAAGUAUGCGCAUCCGUAUGAUGCGUUCAAGGUUGCUCUUACCGAAGCCGACACCGUCUUCUCCAACCUACCUGCUCCGCUCCCACCCGCAACCUACCAACUCCUCACACAGACCAUCGCCCGUCGUCUGACCCCUCAGCCUAUCAAACUCCGAGCUGACAUCGAGCUCACAUGCUACACGCCCGCCGGGAUCGACGCGAUCAAGAAGGCAUUGAGGGAGGGAGAGAGGAGCUCGACGGAGCAGGUGCCGAUCAAGGCGAAGCUCGUUGCACCACCGCUAUAUGUGUUGAGUACGAACGCGACUGAUAAGUUUGGCGCCGUGGAGAGGCUCGAACGCGCGAUCGAGUCUAUCCAAGCUACAAUCGAAGAUCAGGGCGGGUCGCUUGUCAUCAAGAUGAGGCCAAAGGCCGUCUCGGACACGGAAGAACAAGACCUCGCACAGCUCAUGGCCAAGGCCAGCGCCGAGAACGCGGAGGUGUCGGGAGACGAGGACGAUGAGGAGGCAGUUUAA